UACUUGCGAACUACCAAUUAUCCGAUAUUGCGCGCGGGAUCGAACUCAAACAAAAAAUCCAAUUUAAACCCUAAUUUUGAAAUCCUUUUUCACAUUACUAUAUCUUCACCCCAAUCCCUUUCUGGUUUUUUCUUCUUGGGAGUUGAGAGACCCCAACCUUUCGUUUUGUUUCUUUUUCCUGCUAACCCUAGGGUUUUUCCUCGUCGGCACAGUGUUCUCACUCUCUAGGGUUUAGCUUUCUUCUUCCCUUUUUUGUGGUUUUAGUUCUUUCGCACUCUCUUCUAUUCACUUCUUUGGAUCUCUAUCUGUGCUGGUAGAUAAUGGAAUAUGGACAGGCUCGUAAGAGGGGGAGGCCGGACUUUGCUUUGAAUGGCAAUGGAGGACCUAAAAGAUCCAAGCCAGAAAUGGAGUCUUUUCCAACUGGUAUAGGAAGCAAAUCGAAGCCAUGCACCAAGUUUUUCAGUACCGCUGGAUGUCCUUUUGGUGAAGGCUGCCACUUCUUGCACUAUGUUCCAGGUGGCAUCAAUGCUGUUGCUCAGAUGACCAAUUUGGGUGGCAACCCUGCUCUACCCCCUCCCUCUAGAAACCCAGUGGGCCCACCACCCAUCCCUGAUGGUAAUUCACCAACGAUGAAGUCUCGUAUGUGCAACAAGUUCAACACUGCAGAAGGUUGCAAGUUUGGGGACAAGUGUCAUUUUGCCCAUGGUGAGAGGGAGCUUGGAAAGCCAAUUGCACAUUCACAUGAAGACCCCCGAAUGAUGGGAGGAGGACCAAUGGGAGGCCGGAUGGGAGGAGGUCGGAUGGAGCCACCCCCACCUGGUCUUGCUGCUGCAGCAAGCUUUGGUGCAUCUGCAACUGCCAAGAUCAGCGUUGAUGCUUCCCUUGCUGGAGCAAUCAUUGGAAAGGGUGGGGUGAACUCGAAGCAGAUCUGUCGCCUCACUGGUGCCAAGCUCUCUAUUAGGGAGCAUGAGUCGGAACCCAACUUGAGAAACAUCGAGCUUGAAGGAACCUUUGAUCAGAUCAAGCAAGCCAGUGCUAUGGUGAGGGAGUUGAUUGUGAACCUUGGUUCAACAGCAGGCCCCAUGAAGUCCACUGGAGCUGCGGCACUUCCUCCUCCAGCAAACAAUUUCAAGACAAAGAUGUGUGAGAACUUUGCGAAGGGCUCAUGCACAUUUGGCGAUCGUUGCCACUUUGCUCAUGGAGCAAAUGAACUUCGUAAGCCAGCAGUGUAAGACUGUGAGUGCUGUCCUUGACGAUAUUAUGUUGUAUUUCUCUGCGGAGGGAGAAUUUCUUGAGACCAGUCUUGUAGUUCUGAGAGGCCGAGUUUAGUACUGGUGGUGAUGUUGAGCAGGCUUUUGAGGAAAGAAAAUUUAACAUUAAUUAAUUAAUGCUAGUAAACUAGUUUUCUAGGUUUUGUUUAUUAA
Molecule: messenger RNA, 1424 nt
Organism: Macadamia integrifolia
Lineage: Eukaryota; Viridiplantae; Streptophyta; Magnoliopsida; Proteales; Proteaceae
Product: zinc finger CCCH domain-containing protein 14
Exons: 3
Coding region: 321-1232 (303 amino acids)
Molecular function (GO): mRNA binding; metal ion binding
Source: RefSeq, a predicted model, not a curated record